Staurois parvus is the source of this 344-nucleotide messenger RNA. Lineage: Eukaryota; Metazoa; Chordata; Amphibia; Anura; Ranidae. The record is from the annotation of a GenBank genome assembly.
UCACAUGCCAAGCCACACCCUAUUGUCUGCAAUUGGAGCGGUCAUAUCAGUGCGAUGCCGACUUGGCUGGAGUCACACCGAUUUUCUAAAGUGGUGCAUGCACUACUUUUGGUGCGAUAUGCAUAGAUAUCUGUCAGAUGUCUUGCAAAUCGCACCUGAAAUGGGCAUGUCAUCUGACUUUGAAAUUGUGUGACUUCACUGUAACUCUCAUAAUUUCAAAGUCAGGUUCAGUGUGACUGGGGUGUAAAUCAUUGGAUGACAUGCCGAUCUCAGGUGCAAUUUGCAAGACAUCUGACACAGAUGUCUAUGCAAAUCUCACCAAAAGCAGUGCAUGCACUACUUUA